Messenger RNA from Rhizopus microsporus ATCC 52813, 345 nucleotides. RefSeq lists its product as uncharacterized. The transcript has 2 exons. The coding region runs from base 1 to 243 and encodes 80 amino acids. The record is from RefSeq and is a predicted model, not a curated record. NCBI's taxonomy places the organism in Eukaryota, Fungi, Mucoromycota, Mucoromycetes, Mucorales, Rhizopodaceae.
AUGUUGUUCAGCAUACUAGUCGUUUCUCUGACGGCUAUGCCUUUCCCUUCGAUCCUUGGACUGCAGACGAAGUGUACCCAUACUAUACCAAUGCUAGAGCAACUACAAACAGGAAUAGCACAACCUCAACAACAAAAUCCUUCUCUUCGUGAGCGCCUAGCUCAGAUUUACCCUAUCUCUAAACUGCCUACCUCAAAUCCCUCUGCUGUCAUCCGUCCACCUGAGACACAAUGGCAACACUAAUCCUCCUAGAACCGACAUUUCCCUCUAGAUCCUGAGCUCCCUCCGCCAAUUAAGGUUGCAAGACCAAAUAUUGCAAAACCUCUUCCAAGCCAAGCUGCCGCU